This is a messenger RNA of Leptinotarsa decemlineata (Colorado potato beetle), 2183 nucleotides long. Its product is annotated as inositol 1,4,5-trisphosphate receptor-like. NCBI's taxonomy places the organism in Eukaryota, Metazoa, Arthropoda, Insecta, Coleoptera, Chrysomelidae. The record is from RefSeq and is a predicted model, not a curated record.
UCGUUUUCAGGCUUAUUAAGCAUACUGAGAAGCUACUGGAAGAGAAGGAGGAAAAAUUGUGUGUGGAAGUACUGAGAACUUUGAGAGAAAUGAUGGCAAUAGACUGCGAAUAUGGAGAAAAGGGUGAUGUCCUGCGGAACAGUCUUUUGGCUCGUUAUUUUGGAAGGAGUUUUAUUCAAAACAGUAACUCAGUAGAGUUGGGAACUAUUAUUUUAUUUUCGAUGCACGGACCAGGAGCAAAAAUACUGAGCAGGGCUGGACGAACUUUACAUGAGGUUCAAACACAUCUUGAUAGAGAAGGAGCUUCUGAUUUGGUAGUUGAAUUAGUGAUAAAAUCUGGAAAUUCUCCUCGCAUAUUUACCGAAGCUGUUGAGUUAGGAAUAGCAUUAUUAGAGGGUGGUAAUCCGAUUAUACAAAAAAGUAUGUUUACCAAAUUAAGAGAGGGAGAUAUGAGUCAGUCAUUUUUUAAGGUAUUUCAUGACAAAAUGAAAGAUUCGCAGCAAGAAAUUAAGUCCACUGUUACUGUCAAUACUUCGGAGAUGGCAGCGAAGGCCCAUGAAGAUAAGCAUGACGAAAAAGAAUUAGAAAAGUUCUCUAAAAAACAAAGUAGCAGAACCAAUGGUAUGUUGAUUAGCCAAGACUUGAGAGAAGAGUUGAUUCAGGCUGUAGAUUCAACGUCCCAAGUAUACUCGCGUAUACGUGAUUUAUCUUCAGGAGAAGAUGGAACCGUAACUUCGAGUGCCCCUACAACUUUUGAGGACUCUGAAAAAUAUGAAAAACAACGUGAUCGCGAAGACCAAACUGGUUUGUCAAAUAAAGUAUUAAUUAUGCAACCUAUUUUGAGAUUUCUUCAGUUAUUAUGUGAAAAUCAUAAUUCAGCAUUACAAAACCUUCUUCGUAAUCAAAAUAAUAAAAGUAAUUUCAAUCUCAUAUCCGAAACAUUAUUGUUUUUGGAUUGUAUUUGUGGUUCAACUACUGGCGGUUUAGGCCUUUUAGGGCUGUAUAUCAAUGAAAAUAAUGUUGCUUUGAUUAACCAAACACUGGAAACCCUUACUGAAUAUUGCCAAGGACCAUGUCAUGAGAACCAGAACUGCAUAGCAACCCAUGAGUCUAACGGCUUAGAUAUUAUAACUGCAUUAAUAUUAAACGAUAUAAAUCCACUCGGAAAAUGUAGAAUGGAUCUAGUACUGGAGUUGAAAAAUAAUGCAUCCAAACUUCUAUUAGCCAUAAUGGAAAGUCGAGGAGAUAGUGAAAAUGCUGAACGCAUACUUUCUAACAUGAAUCCAAAACAACUAGUUGAUGUGGCUUGUAAUGCCUUCCACCAAGAAGCUGAUGAUGAUGAUGUAGAAGAUACUGGUAUGGAUAAUAUGGUUUCUCCCAGAGAGGUUGGCCACAACAUCUGGAUAUUAUGUCAUCAGUUAGCUCAACAUAAUAAAGAAUUAGCAUCUUUGCUGAAACGGUCCGAUUCUGGUGAUCCAGAAACAUUAAAAGCUGUAGCAUAUUACGCACCUCACACUGCACAAAUCGAAAUUGUUAGACAAGAUCGUACCUUAGAACAAAUAGUUUUUCCUAUCCCUGAAAUUUGCGUAUAUUUGACAGAUGAUACAAAAGUGAGAGUUUUGAACACAGCCGAGAGGGAUGAUCAAGGUUCUAAAGUUGCUGACUUUUUUGAUCGCACUGAUCAAAUGUUCAAUGAAAUGAAAUGGCAGAAAAAACUCAGAGCUCAACCUGCUUUGUUUUGGGUCAGUAAUUUCAUGUCCUUGUGGAGUCAGAUACUGUUCAACUGUGCUGUACUUAUGAAUUUAAUUGUAGCUUGUUUUUACCCAUUUGAUAAUAUUAUACCAACAAUAAGUUCAACUAUAUCAGCACUUAUUUGGGUCGCAAUGGUUUCGGCACUUUUUAUAGUGAUAACAUUGCCAAGAGAAACGGGUAUAAGAACGUUAGUUGCUUCCACAAUUCUCAGGAUGAUAUAUUCUGUAGGUCCAGAGCCGACUCUCUGGUUACUCGGAACUGCGACUAUAGUACUGAAAUGUAUCCAUCUUGUUAGUAUAAUGGGCAACCACGGGACACUUACGAAGACAUAUCAUCAAAUACUUACAGAUGCAGAAUUGGUAUAUCAUCUCGCUUACCUUGUGUUUUGUUUACUUGGACUGGUUAUGCAUCCAUUUUUCUAUUCAGUUUUG